Molecule: messenger RNA, 1758 nt
Organism: Didymosphaeria variabile
Lineage: Eukaryota; Fungi; Ascomycota; Dothideomycetes; Pleosporales; Didymosphaeriaceae
Product: Protein png1
Exons: 2
Coding region: 1-1758 (585 amino acids)
Source: RefSeq, a predicted model, not a curated record
AUGAGUUCCCAGCAACUCUGGAGUUCGCUUAAGAGAAAGCCCCGCUGGCCAAAUCCCGAGGAGUCCAUUGGGCAAUUUUACGGAGAGAAACAAGGAAGGCUCUGCUGGAGAGCUCAAGGCGCGGCGCGCGAGGCCUUUUCCCAGGUAGCUCCAGCGAUAAAGGAAUACCUCAACAGCUGUAGCGACGCUGUACCGGGCGCUGAUUGGGUCACAUGGUCCAUCUAUAUGAUUGGCAAAUCGAAAUUUACCGCUGUGCCGACAAUCAUGUUUGAAUGCUUUCAAAAAGGCCCGAGAAAGGAAGCUAUGGACAUGGUGAGAAAGAGUGGCAUUCUCAACCAACACCCAGGCAUAGAAACCGGCCACUGGUCUUUCCCACCAAACAUAGUAUUCCCACAGCAGCUCGCUUUGACGUCAUUACAAAGUGACUCAACAUCGUCAGAUUUGGACCGUGCAGUAGGACCUCAGAUCACGGUGCAAACCUUCUCGAACGGAUCAGUUGAACAUCGAAAGGCCACGGUUGGUGGGCUUCUCUGCGCGAAGGGCAAGAACUAUUACUUCACGGUCAAUCACCCAUUCUCGAGUGGACAUCGGAUAGUACCUUGGCCUUCCUCUCUUGCUGAUUUUGAUGAUGAAUGCGAAUUCGGGGGCCAAAGUGACGCUGAGGACGAUGAAAACGAUGAUGCGCUCGCGGACGUUACAAGUGGAGGAAGCAGGACCCCAGAAUCAUCUUCUGGUUGUAACUCGGAUGACGAUGCGGCGAAUAACGGCAGUCUGGAUAGCUCAGGAUCGGAAGAGAUCAGUAUCAUUGCCCCGGAAAAGUUGCGCAGCAAAACAUGUGAGACUGUCAGCGAUGGCAGAAUUGUCCGGUACUUGCCUGCAGGGGAAUCAAGCGACGUUGACCCUGGAGACGAACGACUCUUACGCAAAGAGAAAGCAGACCCGGUUGCAGUCUCUAACCGGGACCUAUGCAUCGCGUCGACUGUCCUGGAUUAUGCCUUAAUUCUCUCCGAGGAUGAUGAUAUCAUACUUUCGGUCUCUGCUCACGUCUCUGUACCUUUCUCCAAAGGUGGGAUUCCGUAUAUGUCGCUAAAGAACGUUGCCGAUAAAAUCCCUGAGAUUGCAUCCAUUAUUACCAUGACUGGCUCGAGCGGCUUAAUCACGGGGAUGCUGUCUGGAUCGCCUUCAUAUACUCGCCUGCCUGGCGCUGGAGCCUAUCAGGAGGUCUUCACUGUGAAGCUCGAUGGACCACUGCAUCCCGGCGAUUGCGGAUCGUGCGUCUUUAGCGCCGAGACCGGCGCUCUCUAUGGUCAUAUCGUUGCGGGAAGUACAGUCACUCAAAUCGCAUACAUUUUACCGGCAGCCGUUGUGUUCCAGGACAUAUCGCUUCAAAUUGAGAGGCUUAACCAAAGGGCCGCCAGCUUCAAGACCUAUCCAAGCUAUUGCUUCGAGUUUGGGCAGCUAGAAAAGCACCUUACUCGAAUCGAUUCGCUUCCCCCGCCACCCACUAGAUCUUCCACGACCUCGAUUCUGUACGAUGACGCUCUCACAAACGAUCCAGAAGUUGAAGCUGCUACUCAAAAUGCCAUGUCAUUACUACGGAGCUCACCUCCGAAGGAUUCCACUUCGAUACCUGAUACUAUAAUCAAGUCCCGGGGGCCUGUUUCCUUGGCCCCCACCGCCGACGCACUCUUCAUAUUCGCCACAAAAUCCGUCUUUGCGGGAGUUGUCUUCGGUGCCGGCACCUGGUCAGAGGAAUAG